AAAGGACCAUAUCUGGGGGUGGAAGGGGGGUUGCAUUCACGGAGGAGGUAGCUGCUGAUUUGAAAGGGGCUGGAGUGCAGAGGGAGCAGCCAUCUUUUGCUUGCCUCAAACUCCAUGACCUCUGGCUGUUGCUAUCCAUUUGACAUGAAAAACAAAUCUGUGUGCUGCAAGGAUCAAAUAUUGUUAUUAGGGUCAAAUGAGCCUUGAGGGAAGGAAGGCUCUUGAAGGGCCCUUCUUGAAGGGAUAUCGGCACAGAAGCUUUAAAAAAAAAAGAAUUUCUCCCCAACAAUUGUCAAGAAAAAAUAACUUUGAGAGCAGAUGGACUUCAGAGGAGGCGGUGGCCUGAGACAAAAUGGCUGCCUAACAGGACUCCCACUCCAGUUGGGAUCUCCAUUUCCAAACUAUGUUGCCAAGGACAAAAAUGAAAGAAGAAGACCCAGAAGACCUGCAACCAGACUUGUUGGAAAAGUGCCCCCCUCAUGUCAGCUGGAGGGAAUUUCUAAACGGUGUGGUGCCACAACAAAUCAAACAGGAACCAGAGGAGGGUUUGGUGGAGCACUGGGAAACACAGUGGCAAGAGUUUCUGAAGACUGUGGAGUCUCCACAUGUGCAGUGGGGGGAUCCACAAAUGAUGGAAGGACCAAUACAGGACCCAGAGGGGCCUCUAGCCUCUUUGGAAGAGUCUGUCGAUGCCAACCAGCACCCAAGAAGCCAGCGAGAACAUCAAAUCUGGCUAGGCCUUGAGGAGGAAUCUCAACAGGCUGGUAGCCACCUGGAAACCAAGGUCAUGGGAAACACCACAGAGCUAAAGGAAGAAAUCCGAGACGAGACAGUGGCAAGCACAGAGGCCCAGCGCCGGCGCUUCAGGCAACUGCGCUACCAAGAAGGAGAUGGGCCACGUGUGGUUUGUGGCCAGCUUUGGUAUCUCUGCCACCAGUGGCUAAAGCCAGAGAGCCACACCAAGGGACAGAUCCUGGAGCUGCUGAUCCUGGAGCAGUUCCUGGCCAUCCUGCCCCUGGAGAUCCAGAGCUGGCUGAGGGAGCACAGAGCGGAGAGCUGCGCCCAGGCGGUGGCCCUGGCUGAGGCAUUCCUGCUGAGGCAGGGAGAGGCUGGAAGAGGGGAACAGCAAAAGGGAUCCAAACCAGAUGACAUCAUUUUCCUCUGCUCCUCAAAACAACAACCCUGAGAGAUCUUGCCUCUAGUCACGAAGGAGGCAUCUGUGAAUUCCCACAAAGAAGAAUCAACUCCCUUGGACUCUGAAGAAACUAAGCCAGGGGACCAAAGCUUAAUAGAGAACGAGUCUUCCUUUGUUAUAACAAGUGUUAGCUGGGUAUCCCAAAAUGAGGAAGAAAACCUUGCUCCGGGAUUUAUUGAUCGAAUGGAGCCCUCUGGGUCAUUGGUGCAGCAACCAGACACGAGUAGCAUCCAGUGUCCCAAUCGGGAAAAUGCUUUGGAGAGUCAGCCCAGGCCUGAGAUGCAGCGAGGAAACCACAAAGGCAGAGCAGCAGGGAAAUCCAUUUGUUAUAGGAGAGCAGAUAAGGAGCUUACCAAAACUGCAGUGCAACAGAAGACUCCCACUGAUGAGAAGCAAAAGACAUGCCACAUUUGCAAAAAAAGUUUCAGCUGGAGUACAGAUCUUACUAAGCAUGAGAGGACCCACACAGGAGAAAAACCUUACAAAUGUCUGGACUGUGGGAAAAGCUUCAGCCAGAAAUCAGACCUUAAUAUCCACCAGAGAAUCCACACAGGAGAAAAACCCUUUAAAUGUUCUCACUGUGGAAAGAGCUUUAGCAGGAGCACAAACCUGAUUGUGCAUGAGAGAUCACAUACUGGUGAGAAGCCAUAUAAAUGCUCAUACUGUGAGAAAACAUUCUGCGCCGGAUCACAGCUUAUUACCCAUCAGAGAAUCCAUACGGGAGAUAAGCCCUAUAAAUGUUUUGAGUGCGGGAGAACCUUUAGCUGGAGCGCAACCUUCCGAAGGCACCAGAGAAUCCACACGGGGGAGAAACCAUAUAAGUGCUUGGAAUGUGGUAAAAACUUCAGUUUCAAGUCCGUUCUUAUUGCUCACGAGAGGACUCACACAGGAGAUAAGCCUCACAAAUGCAUGGACUGUGGAAAAAGCUUCAGCCAGAGGGCACACCUUAACAGUCAUCAGAAAAUCCACACAGGAGAGAGGCCAUUUCAGUGCUCACAGUGUGGGAAAAGUUUUGGUCUGCGGUCAGUUCUGAUCACUCAUGAAAACACCCAUGUUUUAGAGAAACCACACAAGUGCUCAGAAUGUGGGAAAAGUUUCAGUAACAAAUCCCAGUUGACAAACCAUCAGAGACUGCAUACAGGAGACAAACCCUAUAAGUGUUUUGUCUGUGGGAAAACUUUCAACUUGAGCUCCCUCCUUACUGGACACUUGAGAACCCACACAGGAGAGAAGCCAUACAAAUGCUCACACUGUGAGAAAAGCUUCAGUGGCCGGUCCACCCUUGUUGCGCAUGAGAGAACACACACAGGAGAGAAGCCGCACAAAUGCUCAGAUUGUGGGAAAAGCUUCAGCCAGAAAACAAAUCUUAACAGCCACCGGAGAAUCCACACUGGAGAGAAGCCUCAUACAUGUCCAGACUGUGGGAAGGGCUUUAGCCAGAAAUCACACCUCCUUACUCAUUGGCGAGACCAUACAGGAGAGAAACCUUUUAAAUGUGCCUGUUGCAAUAAAAGCUUCAGUGCCAGAUCGACCCUUGUGGCGCAUGAGAGAACCCACACAGGGGAGAAGCCACAUGAAUGCAAAGACUGUGGGAAGAGCUUCAGCCGGAAAGCUCAUCUUACUAGACAUGAGAGAACACAUGAUGCAGAGAAACCCGUUUUAGGACUGAGUCAAUAGAAUGUAUUUCUAUGGCAACUCCCUGAACAAAGAUUCCUUCCUCUGGAGCAAACGCUUCUUUUAAAGUGGUGCUGAGCUGUGACAUGUUCAUGCACCAUCUAUGAACAAAGGAACAAUGAUUUUCUUCUCUACAAGGUUAUAAUAUUGUUUUAAUUCAUUGUAUGACUUUUAAUCAGGUGACAAGCUUGGAGGAAGGAUGUGAUACAAAUGUGAUAAAUGGGUUUAAAAAUAUUGAUUCUGUGACCAGGAAGAGGAAGGAAUAGUUCACGUCCCGUUACAUACAACCAAUGCAAAUGCACAUUCGGAAAAAAUAGACGACAAAUUCAGUUACAUUUAUUAUUUGGUUAUUUUAAGGGUUAUAAAUCCUGCCUUUCCAUUACAAUGUAGAAGCACAGUAAAAGGGAUGAAACAUAAUCUAAAUGCCAGAAGCUGUGCCAGAUUUAUAUAUCAAAAGCCGAGACAUCUGGGCAUCUAGAGCGAUUGAGGGAGGAGGUCUGCAACUAGGUCCUUGUCUCCAGUAACCAGGCACUACCUGGCCAAGGGCCUCAGCCAAAGAUCUUAGUUGCCGGGUGCGUUCAUAUGGGAGUCAACAGUCCUUAACACACUCUUGUUCCAGACCAUAAUUAAAUA
This is a messenger RNA of Eublepharis macularius, 3502 nucleotides long. RefSeq names its product zinc finger protein OZF-like. NCBI's taxonomy places the organism in Eukaryota, Metazoa, Chordata, Lepidosauria, Squamata, Eublepharidae. Gene Ontology annotation, cellular component: nucleus. Gene Ontology annotation, biological process: regulation of transcription by RNA polymerase II. The coding region runs from base 1379 to 2872 and encodes 497 amino acids. The transcript has 5 exons. Gene Ontology annotation, molecular function: RNA polymerase II transcription regulatory region sequence-specific DNA binding; DNA-binding transcription factor activity, RNA polymerase II-specific. The record is from RefSeq and is a predicted model, not a curated record.